Molecule: messenger RNA, 1993 nt
Organism: Dendroctonus ponderosae (mountain pine beetle)
Lineage: Eukaryota; Metazoa; Arthropoda; Insecta; Coleoptera; Curculionidae
Gene: kdn
Product: probable citrate synthase 2, mitochondrial
Exons: 8
Coding region: 146-1543 (465 amino acids)
Biological process (GO): carbohydrate metabolic process; tricarboxylic acid cycle; citrate metabolic process
Cellular component (GO): mitochondrial matrix
Source: RefSeq, a predicted model, not a curated record
UGGGGUUCCUGUACUGUACGAGGUGAUUUGCUUUCAACUCGCAAUCGAACGGAAAGGUUCUGAGUGUAGUCUCGCGAAACGGGGGCUCGUUUCUUGGCGGUAAAUAGUGAGUGGCUGAAAAUUUCCAAAACAAACCCAAACCGAAAUGGCACUAUUUCGCAUAACUACAGCCAGACUGCAGGAGUCGCAGAAGAUCGUUCCUCAAUUAUCAGUAGUUCUAAGACAGCUCAGUGAUGCCUCCACGGAUCUCAAAGCCGUUUUAGCGGCUAAAAUCCCCAAAGAACAAGAACGUGUUAAGAACUUCCGUAAAAGUCAUGGGGCUACCAAAGUCGGUGAAGUCACCGUUGAUAUGAUGUACGGAGGUAUGAGAGGAAUCAAAGGUUUGGUAUGGGAACCAUCCGUGCUAGACGCCGACGAAGGUAUCCGCUUUCGGGGCCUUUCCAUUCCCGAAUGUCAAAAAGUUCUUCCUAAGGCUCCAGGUGGCAACGAGCCCAUUCCAGAAGGUCUCUUCUGGCUAUUAAUUACUGGAGAUGUACCUACAGAUGCCCAGGCCAAAGCCAUUUCGAAAGAAUGGGCUGAACGUGCUGAAUUACCUCCCCAUGUGGUAACCCUGCUCAACACUCUACCCAGCAAUGUUCAUCCUAUGUCGCAAUUGUCCGCUGCCAUCACUGUCUUGAACAGCGAAAGCAAAUUCGCUAAAGCCUACGCUAGCGGAGUGCACAAGUCCAAAUAUUGGGAAUACGUUUAUGAAGAUUCCAUGGAUUUGAUCGCCAGAUUGCCAGUAGUUGCCGCCACGGUGUAUAGAAAUACCUAUCGGGAUGGAUCAGGAAUUGGUGCCAUUGAUACAUCCAAGGAUUGGUCUUACAACUUCACUCAGAUGCUGGGCUAUGAUGAUCCCAAAUUCAUCGAAUUGAUGAGAUUAUAUCUUACCAUCCACAGUGACCAUGAAGGUGGUAAUGUCUCUGCUCACACCACGCACUUGGUGGGAUCAGCUCUUAGCGACCCUUAUUUGUCAUUUGCCGCUGGUUUGAAUGGUUUGGCUGGACCACUUCAUGGAUUAGCCAAUCAAGAAGUACUCUUGUGGAUUCAAAAACUCCGCCAACAAGUUGGUGACAAAUACACUGAGGAGCAAUUGAAAGAGUUCAUCUGGAAAACUUUGAAGUCUGGUCAAGUAGUACCUGGUUACGGUCAUGCCGUUUUAAGGAAGACUGACCCACGUUACACGUGUCAACGAGAAUUCGCUUUGAAACAUCUUCCCGAGGAUCCCCUCUUCAAGCUGGUGUCCGACAUCUAUAAAGUAGUGCCACCAAUUCUGUUGGAACUUGGCAAAGUGAAGAACCCAUGGCCAAAUGUAGAUGCUCACUCUGGAGUACUAUUACAGUAUUAUGGACUUAAAGAAAUGAACUACUAUACUGUACUCUUUGGUGUUUCAAGAGCUCUUGGUGUAUUAGCUGCCCUUGUUUGGGACCGUGCUCUUGGUCUGCCCAUUGAACGACCAAAGUCAUUGUCAACCGAUAAUCUCAUGAAAUCUUUGAAAGCUUAAAGUUCAAUUUUAAAGGUUUAUGUGAAAUGUGUUAUUCGCGGUUUAUGUAAUUUAGGCUCUGUUGGUAAGUCUGUAUCAUAACUGGGAAUAACAUUUUUUUCAUAGUUUUAUUGUGAUUGUCGGAGUGAUUUAUUUAAACUUAUCAUAUCGUCGGUUACCUGUUUACAUACAAAUUGCGUAGUUUGGUAAGGAUGCCCCAGUUUUAAGUUACCUUCAUCAAAAUUGAUCACAUAACCAAAAGUAAAGCUCAAUAAGCUAGGAAUGUACAAAUAUAUCAUUCAAUUUUGAAUACGUUUUGCUUGUUGUGCGCGAUUACUUAGUAGUUUUAUUUAUUUCGACCAUAUUUGUAGAUUACUUACUUUACUCAAUUUAUUGUACAGGAUUUUUCAAACAAUCGUCUCAAUGAAAUGUAAUUAGAAGUUCAAUAAUAAGACAAUACAUAUUUAUAAA